GUCGUCCGUGGCGUUUCUCAGGUCUGAUCCCAAGUCCACGACUUGGUUUCCGCUUGUAUCCUUUUUUGGCGCCAGGUUAUACGUUCAACUCGUACUGCGGUGCCUCGAUCGUUUCAAUGUCUGACCUAUCGCCGUGACUUGUGGCUAUCCAUACUCCCGCAAAACGCCUAACAACGCCUUACCAUCACCCGUAUUCGUAAACAAUUCCGUCCCGGGAUGCUCUGACUCGAGGACCAGGUCUUGGUACAGCAUGUAUAUAAAAGCCUGUCCGGCUAAACCUGCUGUGGUCACCUCACCACCCCUCCCUAAUGUCUACUUACCAAUCUCACCUUACCGUCCUACAACAUACUGCUUCUUCCUACCCAGAUGCACCGGUCUUUAGAGUGCCCAGAUCAGAUCCAUCAAGUGGUCAGGUACAUGAUUGGUUGUCAAUAUCUUACAGCCAGUUCCUGGACGACGUCGAAUUCACUGCUCGCUAUUGGCAGCAGGUGCUCCAGUCUGACGGCGUACCAGAAUAUUCUGUCGUAGGUCUAUGGCUAUCGGGAAUGACUUACCAGGAUGUUCUCCAUAUUUAUGGCCUUUCGCGAGCUGGAUAUGUCCCUCAGCUCUUUAGCAUUCGUUUGCCAAAUCCUGAAGUUGUACUUGAACUGCUCGCGAAGGCAGGCGCGAAAGCGCUGAUAUUUGAUUCGCAAUUCCAGUCCUUGACUGCAUCAUUCCCCCUUCCCGUCCAUCUGGCGAUCGAAAAACGAGACAUGGCAUCUUUCAAAUAUGACCUUCCUCCCAUACGAUAUACUUCCAACCCUGACAAAGCAGUUUUUGUUUUCCACACAAGUGGCUCUACCUCGGGCAGCCCCAAGCUCGUCCCUUGUAAUUCCGGCUGGCUCGACGCGAUCGUGGCGAAGGCUAAAGUGACCAGCGCUCCUCGAAAUCUGCGCCGACAAGACGUUUCUGUUUGGAUGGGCAGCAUGUGUCAUAUUGCUCAAACUUUCAUGCUUAUCGGCACUUUACAGCACGGGUCUUGCGUCAUUCAGCCAACCAAAAUUGCGUUUACUUCAGAAGAGCUUAUUGAUAUGAUCCACCGCUGCCAGCUCAAUCGCCUUAACCAAUUUUCCACUUUCCUCUCCAUUCACCUUCGCAAUUCGCGGCAAAACCGGAAACUUCUUGGGUAUCUUCAAAGUCUUGAUGAAAUUCUAUUCAGCGGAUUGCCAUUACCUCGGGAGGAAGAGGACUGGGCAUACAAAAAUGGAUUGAACAUGAAAAACCUCUUUGGCAGCACUGAAUGUGGUGCAAUGCUCCUUUCCGUGGGUGGCAAAGGCCGCGAUGCACCACUUCUUCGUCCUAUAUCGGGAACAUCUUAUGGCUUCCUACCCAUUGAUACCGACAUUCAGUCCGAGUCAGGGCACAAGACAUCAGCUGGGAUGUUGGAACUUGUCAUUCUUUCCGGCUCUGGCGACUGCCCGGACGCAUCUUUGCGCGGCAGCGACGGCCACUUCCACACCGGAGAUUUGUUCCAACAGGUGAUUCCCGGGUCAUAUGCAUUCCGCGGUCGCAACGACGACUGGAUCAAGAGCGAAAAUAGCUUGCGGUGCGAUACAAAAGCUAUCGAAGAUAAUAUUCGAGCUACCUGCGGUGACCUCAUUGAAGAAUGCAUUGUCGUGGGAACCGGGCGGCCAUCGCCCGCACUUUUUGUCGAGCCUGCUCCCAACGUUGACCAUGAAAAGCUCAAGCGGGAUAUCAUCCGCAAGACUCGCCAAUUCCACGCCCGGCGCUACCUCCACGAGCAGAUCACAAACCCGAAUUUGAUUAUUGUAGUCCCUUCAAAGUCGCUCCCGCGCACUGCGACUAAAGGUAACAUUCGGCGCAAGGCCAUUGAGGAUGUAUACCAAGCCGAACUCGACAAGAUCUACGCUUCUCUGCAGUAAAGCAGUCCACUAUAACCUAUCCUCGUUGAAAUAAUCGUCUUGGACCUAAUUUAUCCCACUCGCUUCCUUUAUUAACACUCUGUAGAUGACUACAUGGAUCUAAAUCCCAAUUAAUAACUCACACUGUAGCA
Suillus paluster is the source of this 2053-nucleotide messenger RNA. RefSeq lists its product as uncharacterized. Gene Ontology annotation, biological process: fatty acid metabolic process. Lineage: Eukaryota; Fungi; Basidiomycota; Agaricomycetes; Boletales; Suillaceae. Gene Ontology annotation, molecular function: medium-chain fatty acid-CoA ligase activity. The transcript is spliced from 6 exons. Bases 309 to 1922 code for a protein of 537 amino acids. The record is from RefSeq and is a predicted model, not a curated record.